CCCUAAAUCAACUUUGUUUCCUAAUCUCUGCCACAGUCACUAUAUUUACUGAAGGAAACUUGGACACCCACCAAUGAGAUUAUGUGGCUCAAUUAUUGGCUGCCUGCGCCUAAUCUACUACCAAUGCGCCUUUGUGCCCACAGCAUGGUGACCGUGCAGGAGGGAUCCCUUUCAAAACAGGAAAAGCAGCCGUUCAGAGAGAUAUCUGUGCUGCCGGGACCAGAUGGAUUAUUUUUGAUGAUUCAGCAAGUUAGCAUGUGCCGCAAGAGGCGUUUUCCUGCCGUGUUUCCUGUUAGGCUUUUUUCCUCUUUUUGUUCUGCGUCACGACUCGCUUCCUGCCUGUAACCGCAGGUGCAAUGGCAGUGGAUAACGUUCAGCUGCAGAGAUAUUUGCAAAGUCGCCGCAGCACCAUCAACUGCCUGUCAAAGGGUGCGAGCGACAAAAAGACCUUUCCGUUCUCCCAGCAGGACGCGGUGAAAGCGUGGAGCUCUCUGGGGACCCUGGACGGCCACGAGUGCCCGUCAGGUGACGAGAAACCCAAACAACAACAUCACGUCAAAGUUAAUGUUGGCGGGAAGGUUUUCCACAUCCCCAAACAGUGUGCCAUGAACUAUCCUCACACCCGUAUCGGCUCCCUGGCCACCUGCACAGACCGAACCCGCCUCCUCAAACUCUGCGAUGACUACUCGGUUAAAAAGAAUGAAUUCUUCUUUGACCGUGACCCGGCCUUUUUCCACCACAUCUGCCAUUUCUAUGCCAGCGGAGAGCUGUGGGUCAUCCGGGAAAUGUGUCCAAUCCACUUUGAGGAGGAGAUCGCCUACUGGGGCUUGAGCCUGAAGGACACCAAACGCUGCUGCUGGCUGGUGUUUGAGGAAAGGGUGGAUGAGAUGAAGGACAACCUGAAGGUAGAGCGAGAACUCAUGGCUGAGAUUGAGGUGAAGUAUGAUGACGAGUUGUUCGAGGACAUGGCGUUUGGCAGCGUACGGAAGAGCUUGUGGAACAUUGUGGAGAACCCCUAUUGGUCAAUUUGGGCGAAAGCUUUCAGCGUGCUCUCUAACCUCUUUGUCCUCUUCUCUAUUUUGGCAAUGUCUCUCAACACAUUAGAGGAGCUUCAAAUCUAUCAAAUCUGUGGGAAAACCUACAUGGAUUGGGUGGAGAUCGUUACCAUCGUGUUCUUUGCGUGUGAGUAUUUGAUUCGCCUCGCCACCACUCCCAACAUCAAACUGUUUGUCAAGAGUGGACUCAACUUUGUGGACAUGGUGGCUGUCAUGCCUUAUUUUGUCCAAAUCAUCGCAGAAGCCGUGAUGGGCACUGACGACGCACAGGAAGACCUCGGGACCCUGGCCAGUGUCAGCAAGUUGAGCCACGUCCUCAAAGUAGUCAAACUCCUGAGGAUUUUUCGCAUUUUAAAACUGGCCCGCCACUCAACCGGCAUGAGGGCGUUUGGGUUCACCCUGCGGCAGUGUUACCAGCAGGCCUGUUGCAUAUUGCUCUUCAUCGCCAUGGGAAUCUUCACAUUCUCUGCUCUCCUGCAUUCAGCCGAGAGGGAGACGGAAGACUCUCCCAUCAGCAGUAUUCCUUACGCCUGGUGGUGGGCUGCGAUUUGGCGCUACCUGUUCUUCGCCCUCGCUCAUUCUCAAGUCAGCAUCUCCACUGUGGGCUACGGGGACGUGGUUCCUGUGACGAUCCUGGGUCGCAUCGUAGCCUUCGGCUGCAUCUCGUUCGGGAUCAUCCUGAACGGAAUGCCCAUUUCCUUCCUCUUUAACAAGUUCUCCGAUUACUACGCCAAGCUGAAGACCCAGGAGUACAACACUAUCUCGAUCAAACGCCGCCUGCAGCUCAGGAAGCGCCUCCGACACAGAUUGGACACGUGUUUUUGUCCCACAGAGGAAGAGGACAAUCCUUCUCAAGCAUCCGUCACGUGAGGAAUGUCAGUGGAUGCUUGAGAAGGAAAUACUGUGGAUUUAAAACAUCAGCGCCUGUACAUGAAAAGAAACUGGAACAUUAUGGAUAGUAUGCGGUCAGUUUAGUUCAGUUACAGGCCAAAAGUAGUCACGUUUUUACAUUUUGAAAAUGAUAAGUCCUUAGCAGCGGAUGCUGGUAAGACAGAAUAUUCCACAGUUGACAGUCUUAUUAUUAUUAAUAUCUACAAGUCUAGUAACGGGUUUCAACAAAUAUGAAUGCACUUUACCGCUGAGUUUUGGUCAUGAAAAUACCAAAGAAAAAUGACUUGUGAAUUUAAAUCACUUUGCAGACUCCAUGGCAAACUGUAAAUAAGUUAAUAAUUUUCUUUUUGUAUUGUUAAUCUACUUUUUUUUAUCCUAUUUAUACCUAUUUGUUCAAGGUUACCCACAUGCAACAAUAUUAAUUUAUUUUGUUAUCUUAACUUGUAACACUGCUUCACAACAUAUUUGCACGGCGGUAUCGCUGAAAACAUGCCACACCUGACCGCCGGUAAGACCGUAUCAGUAUCUUAGUGCUCAGGAAGUUCCAUGUUGACUGAGUAAUCGUGUCAUAACGUUGCACAAGUUCUUCUCUGAGUUGCAGAUUUCCCCCGGUGACUCGGCUUGCGUCAUCCGCUUCAAACGAGCUCACCCACCACGGUCGAUAAAAAUAAUCAUUUCAUGCUUUGAAAGUAUUUAUUCGUCAUUGCCCAAGGUAAUAAUCUCUCCAAUGUUUGCGUUGCAGAGUAGCGCAGUGGUGCUUUUCACACUCUUGGCUCAAGUCAUCAUGAUCAGCAUGUAAGGUUAAUCUCACCGUUAUCUAUUAUGUGUUAUCCUGACUAUCACUGAAAACAUGACAUGGAAUCCAGGAAGUGAACUACAUGUACUGUACUAGAUGUAGAAUGGAUGGGGGGUAGGAUUAAAUAAGCUUUGCUUCUUCCUACUCCUUUUGGACAUGUGGAACUGUCAAAAAAUGAUUCACGAGAUGUAUUCCAUUGUAACCUUCAUGUUCAAAUAAGCUAAACCAAACCAAACCAAACCAAUGUUCUGCCAACUCACGAGGUGAUGUUUCUUUAAAUUUACUAGCCUUUGAGGUCCCGAGAGACAAAAAAGGUAUUUUUCUGUUUUGUUUCUACUCUUGUGCUCAAAUCUUUCAAUCAACUUCAGUCCUAAUCAAAAAUACCAAGUGUGUCAUUAUUUCUUUAUUAUUUCAGUGCUUUCAAUGAAUGUACGACGGAGUAUUAGCUUGUAAAUUUACGAGAAAAAAGCCGUAAUAUUACCUUUGACCACGGGCAAAUGUCACAUAAGUCCCCCGUUUUCAUAGCUGUCUCAGGCAAUGCCUGUUAUGACGGAUUAUUAUAAUAAUAUUAUUAAAAAGUUGUGUAUUUGCGAGAAUAAAAGUCGGAACUUUACGUUACAGGCAUUGCCUGAGGCAGCUAUGAAAAGGUGGUCUUAAGUGGAGGAGGCGGAGUAAGGAAGGCGGAAUUGAGAUGAUGCUAACCCAUGCUAAUCUGUUUGAGCGCAGCUGCUCUGUUUUGCUGUCCUGUUAUAAACGCUUAUGACACGAUGAUAUGGAAUGGUACAACUUUAUUUUAUUCUCGUAAAUGUACGAGAUUUUGAGAAAAGUCGUAAAUUUACG
This is a messenger RNA of Dunckerocampus dactyliophorus (ringed pipefish), 3582 nucleotides long. Its product is annotated as potassium voltage-gated channel subfamily V member 2-like. Gene Ontology annotation, cellular component: voltage-gated potassium channel complex; membrane. Gene Ontology annotation, biological process: potassium ion transmembrane transport; protein homooligomerization. The record is from RefSeq and is a predicted model, not a curated record. The coding region runs from base 357 to 1925 and encodes 522 amino acids. The transcript has 3 exons. Gene Ontology annotation, molecular function: delayed rectifier potassium channel activity. Lineage: Eukaryota; Metazoa; Chordata; Actinopteri; Syngnathiformes; Syngnathidae.